CCCCUCUUUCUCUCUCUUUCACAUAUAUAUAAACACAAAACAAAGAAAAUAAGCAAAUUAUAGUGUUGAAAAAAACACUACAUCAAAAUGAAACACCAACUCCUCAAUUCUCUCUCUAAAACCACCGUAUGUAUAUCGUUUCUCCUCCUCUUCCUCCAUCCCUUAUCCGGAGGCGCAACCACACCUUUGCGGCACAUAGUUUCAUUCGAGAAAGGAUUCACUCAACUUUUUGGUGGCGACUCCAAUCUCCUCCGCUCCGAUGAUGACAACACCGUCCAUCUCCACCUCAACCAGUACACAGGUGCUGGGUUUAGAUCUUCCGACUUGUACAACCAUGGAGUAUUCAGUGCUAGAAUCAAACUACCUUCUGAGUAUACAGCCGGAAUCGUAGUAGCAUUUUAUACUUCUAAUGGAGAUGUAUUCGAGAAGACGCAUGAUGAACUUGACUUUGAGUUUUUAGGGAAUAUAAAAGGGAAGCCAUGGAGGUUUCAAACCAAUUUAUACGGAAAUGGAAGCACAAGCAGAGGUAGAGAAGAAAGAUACACCUUGUGGUUUGACCCUUCCAAAGCCUACCAUCGUUAUACCAUCUUUUGGACCUCUUCCAAAAUAAUAUUCUAUAUCGAUGAGGUUCCAAUAAGGGAGAUAUUAAAAAGCGAUGAAAUGGGAAGCGAUUUCCCUUCAAAACCUAUGGCUUUAUACGCCACCAUAUGGGAUGCUUCAACUUGGGCUACCAAUGGUGGAAAAUAUAAGGUUAAUUACAAAUAUGCCCCUUUCGUGACCGAGAUGACUGACCUCGUUCUACAUGGUUGUAUUUCGGAUCCAAUUCAAGAACUUUUAACAGACAACUGUGCCCAAAUGGACAAACAACUCGAAACACUUCGCUACAACAAUAUCACACCUAAACAACAUAUUGCCAUGAAAAGAUUUAGGGAAAAAUACAUGUAUUAUUCAUACUGUUAUGAUACUUUGAGGUACCCAAUUCCGCCACCAGAAUGUGUGAUUGAUUCCGCUCUUAGACAACGGUUUAAAGAGAGUGGGAGGUUGAAGUUUGAAGGGAGGCAUCAUCGCCACUCCAAAAAAGGAAAUCAUGUUUUGAGCAGUCAAGUAUAUGAAAUUCAAGAUCAAGAUUGAGGAUAUAGAAAAGAUUGUUUGUGUAUAAUACGAGUGGUUUUUAUAAUUAUAUGAUUGGAUUGUUUGAAUUUUUCAGUGUAUUUAAUAAUUAAUAUACGUAAUGUAAACAUAUGAGGAUAAAACAGAAAUAAAACGAUACAUGAUGGAUUAUAGUUAUCAAAAGAAUUC
Lactuca virosa is the source of this 1299-nucleotide messenger RNA. The record is from the annotation of a GenBank genome assembly. Lineage: Eukaryota; Viridiplantae; Streptophyta; Magnoliopsida; Asterales; Asteraceae.